Dictyostelium discoideum AX4 is the source of this 1146-nucleotide messenger RNA. Its product is annotated as DOMON related domain-containing protein. The record is from RefSeq and is a predicted model, not a curated record. Lineage: Eukaryota; Evosea; Eumycetozoa; Dictyosteliales; Dictyosteliaceae. The transcript is spliced from 2 exons. Bases 1 to 1146 code for a protein of 381 amino acids.
AUGAAACUUUUAAUUUUAAUUAUUUCUCUUUUAAUUAGUUUAUCAAGUUGUCAUAUUAAACAAAUUAUUUUAGAUGAAGAUACUAAUUUUGUAGUAUCUUGGGAUUACUCAAAUUCUAAUAUUACUUUCGAGCUUGAAGGUGAUUUUAAAGGUUGGUUUGCAUUUGGUUAUAGAUGUACAAAUUGUCCAGCCAAUUCAAUGGCAAUGCAAAUGGGACAUCCAGAUUUAGUAGCAGUUACAUUUGAUAGUAAUGGAGUUCCAACAGUUUAUGAUAUGAUUGAAAGUAUGGAUUAUGAUCCAAUGCAACAAAAGGAUAUUGAUAUCGGUGGCCAAAGUAAUAUACUCACAUUCGGAGGUUACCAAGGCAGCCAUCAUUCAUUGAUGUACUAUACUCGUAAAUUAGUGACUGGUGAUACUGUUGGUGAUUAUGAUAUCGACUUGAAUGCUGAUUUCUCUGUUACAUGGUAUAUUGGAAAAGAUAAUAAAAUCGAUUUUGACAAUCCGUUAGAAUUGGGAACUAAUAAUUUCAAUUUAGUCAGUGGUGAAGUUGUUGAAGGUGGCACAGGUGGCCAUGUGCAUGGCGCUGAGGAAUUGGCCGACCCGCUAUUCGCCUGGCAUGCCGCUUUGAUGUCUAUUGCAUUCGGUGUAUUGAUUCCAUUCGGUAUUUUCAGUGCAAGAUAUUUAAAGAGCUAUCAAUGGGGUUUCUAUCUCCACAUUGUCAUUCAAUCAACCGCUUUGGCAUUCAUAAUUGUUGGCUUUGUUAUAAUCUUGGUUAAGCACGAUGGCGUCAUCGAGACUGAGAAUCCACACAGUAUCUUGGGUGUGAUUUUGGCCGCUAUGGUAUUCGCCGUUGGUGCUUUUGGUGUAUUUUGCUAUUUCUGGAAACCAAAAGGUGACGAUGGUGGCUCAAAGCAAAGUAACUUCUCUCCAAGUAGAAUCCACGGAUACGCUGGUAAAAUCAUUGCAUUAUUAUCAGUUGCAACAAUAAUUACAGGUCUCCGUCAAUAUUUAGCUCCUGUCGCUUUCAUCAUCGUCUAUUCAAUUUUAAUACUCACUUAUUUCAUAAUUGGUGGAGCUUUAGAAAUUCAUAAAAGAUUCUAUGGCUCAACACCAGGUGGUAAUGUUAAAAUGGAAAACUUCAAUUAA